AUGAGUCAUUUCAGAAUAGCGUAUACGCUGUUGUAAUCUUCUAUGUUCUCUUUGAAUUAGUGUGAUUAUAGCUAUUACAAGUAAAACAACAAUAACAAAAACUCCUAUAAAGACAUAUAUAGCUGA
Messenger RNA from Paramecium primaurelia, 126 nucleotides. The record is from the annotation of a GenBank genome assembly. Lineage: Eukaryota; Ciliophora; Oligohymenophorea; Peniculida; Parameciidae.